CCAAGCAGGGUGCUUGGCUCGUUGAUACCCGGUGGAAUGAGCCACCCAGCUUCUCAUCUCUCUCAUUUGUGUGCGUGGCGCUCUUUGGAAUGAGCUGGCGGAGGAUACACCUUCAGAUAUAAAGUGGCCAGCUCUAUCAGAGGGAUUUAAUUUAAGCGAAUGACUUGUAUCGAACGCACGUGGUGCUUCUUUCUACUUACUAAAAGAUCGUCUCUGUAACUGUGCAAAUUUUCAAGGAGAAAAGUGAUGUUCAUUUGAGACUGGCUGCAAAUACUGUAUUUCGAGGACUUUUCUUGAUUUUGAAGGUACAUCGUUCAACUGAUUCUAUAUGAAUAUUUUGUUUUAAUUGAAACUCGCAUUAAUGACUUAGAAUAAAGUGGUUUGCGUUAAAUUCCAAGAUGACAUAGAACGAAGAGUCUUGAGAUGAAUUGUCUACAACAUAAGACAACAAAUUGACUAGAACUACAAUCGGCAUUUGAAGCCGAUAUUAAAGGUAAAUGGAUACCAAUUACACAACAAUCAUGGAUGAUAUAGACACUGCUACAGAGAUCAUGAAUUCGACCAGUGGUCAUGAAAUACCUGGUCUUGCCUAUGACAGUGCAUCCCGGAUAGCUGCUCUUUCUAUCGUGUUUGCCAUCGGACUGGUUGGAAAUCUACUCGUCUAUAUUUGGCUGUACCAACAUCGGAAGGAACAGAACAGAAUUCAAGUUUACAUCACUUCGCUGACGACCACCGAUGUUCUAGUCCUUUUCGUCAUCCUUAGCGAGCUCAUUCAAGAACUAGAAGGUCGUGUGUGGAGGUCUAGCGAUGCAGCGUGCAGACUCUUUCGGCUGUACGAGAGCCUCGCGCUGAUGGCGAGCAGUAACAUGGUGGUGGGCAUCGCCAUUGAUCGUUACCAUUCGGUCAUCAGAGCCUUGAAGAAACCCCUACCUGAGCUUUGGGUCAUCGGGGUAGCCUGGAUGACGGCCUUUGUCUGUUCUUUACCACAGCUUGCAGUUUUCAGAAAGGAUUCUAAGACGCACGGGGCGUCAUUCUGCAUGACAGGAUUUGAAAAGUUGCCAAAGUGGCACAUACAACUAUACGUAACGUACGUUUCACUGGUCGCCUUUCUCAUUCCCUUUAUAAUCAUUUGCUAUACCUAUCUUCGCAUUCUCCUUCGCCUCUGGCUCGGUGGUGGCUCUUCCAUGUUCAAAAACAAGUCAAAGUGGCAGCGGACAUCGCGAUGGAGGACACUGAAGAUGACCAUGGUCAUCAUCUCCGCCUACGUCCUGUGCAAUGUACCAUUCUUCAGUAUGCAACUCAUACGUGUCUAUGUAAGUAUGGAAAAUUUUAAUAUGGUUAUCUACGGAAUUUUUGGCAUUUUUGCCUCAUGCAACAGCGCAACGAACCCGUAUGUUUUCCUUUUCUUCAAUGUCUGCAAGUCAAAGAAGGGUUAUGAGAAGGCUGGGUCGACGCAGCAGACCAGUCUUGAAGCGUCGAACGUUUCAGCUGGCCCACGCAUAUAUCGGGAAACACGAUUAAGCAACGGCAAUGAAAAGGUCCAGCAAAUUCCCUAAAUAAAGUAUUCUGAAAUAUGCGGACCCCUUCCCCCUUUCCCGCCUCCCAAUGAACCUGGUCACGAUGCUUGAUGAUAUUCUAUCAUGUCCAUAUGGACGUCGAAUGCAACAACGACAGAGACGUUGACAAAACUUUGAGAUCGACCUCGCCUUUACUGCAGAAGAAUUCAACAAGCGAAUUGGAGAAAGGAGGAGACAUGGAAUCAUCUAAUUGUUAUGGUGUCAGGGAUGUGUAAGCACAGCUUUCAGUGUGGUGAGUGAGGGAUUCCUAGCGACUUCAAUUAGUGAUUAAGUGCUUGAACCUAGAAACUCAAAACGAGGUACGAUUGAUUUCAAAGCAUCUGUGCAUCGACGACAAACAAUCAAGUGAUAUAAUGUGGAAAGCCAUCGACUUUAUUUUUCUGUAGAAAUAUACAUCCCGAGAAGUCAAAAGUUAACGACUCGUCAUACUCUCUAAUCACGUUAAUGCCAAGAAGGAAGGAAGACGAAGUACGUUGACUGGUAAACCUAAUUAAGCCAUUCGCGUUUGAAACGUCGUUAUGGUCUCCGCCCAAGAGAUCAAGCACUCAUCCUAAUAAAGUGAAUAUUAAAAGGUAGCUAGCCAAUUUGAUUAUUUAAUCCAACUAAAAAGUAUGCAUAAUAUAAUCCUUAAAAAUGCAAAACGGAGUGAAGAAAAAAGUCGAUAUUGAAAUUAUAUUUUAUAUUUCUUUAAAAAAGCCUAUAUUGCAGUUGGAUUUUCUUUUAAAAAAAGUUGUUUCACCAUGUUGACUACAUUUUUCCUGUCUUAAAACUACGCGUGUCGAACCUUGCAAUUAUCUAUCAGGUUUGAUAAUAUGUUGCUUGAAAUGUAAAACUACUAAAUGAAUUUUGUCAUACAAACUUCGUAGCAUUUUACAACGCACAGAGAAAGCUAACGAUAACUGGUAAUACUUGAAAGCAACGAAGCAAAGUAAUUUGGUCAGUUUGUAAAUAACAUAUUGUAUACAUAAUGUACAUUAUAUUGUGUUGAUUUAUAUAUAAAUCUAUAUUGAUGUUUUGUGAUAUGUGCUAUAGAACAGCUUUACAGGCUCCAAUUAUAUUUCGCUUCUGAUGUGUGGACCAUUAUUAUGUUUAUCUAAUGGAGAUAUCUCAGCUCCACCGUCAACGGGCUGCACCGGCUGUAUUCAAACGUAGCAAAUUCGGAUAUGGAUUCCAAUGUUAGGAUAAACAGUGUUAGCUUCCGUAGAUAGUCUUUUGAUCGUCGUUCUGAAAAAAAUACAACUGAUGUGUAUGUACGCAUGUACACUGUAAAAACGGUGUUUAAAAUUUUAAACAUGUUCUUUAAGCCCGUCACUCUAAAAGCUUUUUUAUUUCAACUUUCGAAACAAGUUACUUGUUGUUUGAGUGACAGACUUAAACAACGUGUUGUUUUUUCAUAUAUAUAUAUAUAUAGCAAAAUUUCCAAGAAUUAGCGAUUUGCAACCUGGAUUAAUCAAUAUGUUCUAUAAUUAAAAAAAAUCAUUAUGUUGAAGAUGGGUGGGAUAAAAAAAACUAAUCGAAUUGUCUGAAAUAAAUUUAAUUUUGAUCAUUUUAAUUUUUGUGAGAUUUUUACACCGAAAUGAAAAAAUUUAACUGUACGUAGUUUUCGUAGGAUAUGAUAUAAUACUUUUAAUGGAAACAAUUAACACGAUGGUGUAAAUCAUAAAGUAGUGGAUAGAGCGGGGGAGGUCUGAAGUGUUAAUUUUGACACGUGAGAAAUUGAGAAACCAAUAAAGAUACCCUUUCAUACUAACCACACCUUUUCCGAUUACGAUGGAAUGUUUCUAUCGUUGCCUAUUUAAUGUAAGCUACAGCCUUACGUGGCAUAUUUCAAUGACAUAUCAACCCCAACACAAUGUUGAUUCAAAUAAAAAGAGAAAAAUCCAACAAGCAUAACACUGAAAAUUUCAUC
Lytechinus variegatus (green sea urchin) is the source of this 3486-nucleotide messenger RNA. Its product is annotated as arg8-vasotocin receptor-like. The record is from RefSeq and is a predicted model, not a curated record. NCBI's taxonomy places the organism in Eukaryota, Metazoa, Echinodermata, Echinoidea, Temnopleuroida, Toxopneustidae. The transcript has a single exon. The coding region runs from base 498 to 1556 and encodes 352 amino acids. Gene Ontology annotation, cellular component: membrane. Gene Ontology annotation, biological process: neuropeptide signaling pathway. Gene Ontology annotation, molecular function: G protein-coupled peptide receptor activity.